GCUUCAACUUUUUUUUCAGACUCACUGGGAGCCAAACUUCUCUCUCUCUCUUUCCAGCACUUUCUGGUUUCUUCUCUCUGACAAUCUGCUCUGCUGACUGACAAUAUCCACUCUGACCCUGUGGAGGAAAAACUUCUCCUCCUCGGCUUAUUUCUUCCCCUUCUCUUGCUCUGAGCUGCUCUGUGAAACUUUUUUUUUGGUGGGGGGAGUCGGUGGGUGCAGCCUGCAACUUCUAGGGCUGUUGAGAGUGUCUGUGUGUCGGUGUGUCUGUGUGAAUGAGUGUAUGUUGGAGUUAGUCAGUAUGCCAUGUCGUCCCCCGGCUCGUCGUUUGUGCAGAUAAAGCAUGAGGACCUGCUCUUCUAUGAGAACUGUGGAGGAGGAAGCUUCGGGAGCGUCUACAGAGCCCUGUGGAUUUCCCAAGACAAGGAGGUGGCUGUGAAGAAGCUUCUGAAAAUUGACAAAGAGGCUGAGAUUCUUAGUGUCCUGAGUCAUAAGAACAUCAUUCAGUUUUAUGGAGCCGUGCUGGAAUCUCCCAACUAUGGCAUUGUCACAGAAUUUGCCAGUGAAGGGUCUCUGUACGAGUACCUGUCCAGUGAGCAGAGUGAGGAGAUGGACAUGAAGCAGAUCAUGACGUGGGCCAUACAGAUAGCCAAAGGGAUGCAUUAUCUCCACGCAGAAGCUCCAGUCAAAGUCAUUCACAGAGACCUCAAGUCACGUAACGUGGUGAUGACAGCAGACAAAGUGCUGAAGAUUUGUGACUUUGGGGCAUCCAAGUUCCUGUCCCACACCACCCAUAUGACAGUGGUAGGAACCUUUCCCUGGAUGGCUCCUGAAGUCAUUCAGAGUCUGCCUGUGUCCGAGACCUGUGACACCUACUCCUAUGGCGUGGUGCUGUGGGAGAUGCUGACUCGGGAGGUUCCUUUCAAAGGAUUCGAAGGGCUGCAGGUUGCAUGGCUAGUGGUGGAAAAACAAGAGAGGCUGACCAUCCCCACCAGCUGUCCAGCAAGUUUUGCAGAACUGAUGAGGAAAUGUUGGCAAGCAGACCCAAAGGAGCGUCCGCACUUCAAACAGGUGCUGGUAACCCUGGAGACCAUGGCUAAUGACAGCAGGCUACCGGACCAGUGUAACUCCUUCCUACAUAACAAGGACCAGUGGAGGUGUGAAAUUGAGUCGACCUUGGAACGCCUCAGAAAGCUGGAGAGGGAACUUUACUCCAAAGAGAAGGAACUGGAGGAGAGGGAGAGGAGACUCAAACUGUGGGAGGAGAGGCUGAUGGAGAGGUCUAACAUGUCGCCCAGUCCGACUUCCCUACUCAUGGAGCGCUCAAACAUCUCACCAUUCUUCACACCCAUGUCCAUCGGUUCCUCCGGCUCAUUCUUCCGCUCCCACUCUCAGGACUCCAACAGUGCCGGGGUCAGCAGUGCUGGCGUCAGCUGUCUCCUCCGCACCCUCAGCAAUGGAGACACUGAGAGAGGGAGCAACACAGUGCUGGAAAGGGGGAUAGGUUCACUUGACAGUGGGAGGCUGCACGCUAUGAUCCGAGGGUUGCAGGGUAGAUUCGGAGAUGAGGAAGAGGAGGAGGAGGAGGACGAUGAGGGGACCCUGGAGGAGAAAAGCUGGGGGCAGAGGGAGAGAGAUGACAGUGGAGGAAGGGUGCAGGUGACACUCAGGAGCUUCCCAGGGGGAGUAGUGGAGAGGGAGGAGAGGACGUGGGGGGACGGGGACAGGGAGAGAGGAGGCAUGCAGAGGAGCAGGGUGACCACUAUAGUGCGAGGAUACUCAGGUGGGUUUGGAGAGGGGGAAGGAGAGAGGGAGAAAGAGGGAGGGUGGGAGAUUGAAAAAAUUGGGGACAGGGUGGAUGAGAGAGGGACAGAGGUAGGUAUGGAGGGAGGGAGGCUCCCAACCAUGUUCAAGGGUCUCCACGAUAGUUUGGGGGGCUUGGGUGACAUGCUGUCCUUAGACAUGAAUGACAUCGGGGACAUAGACAGGAUAGGUGACAUGGACAUGGACAUGGGUGACCUGGGAGUCAUGAAGGUGGUAGGUCAAGGUGUCAGGAGCGAGGUGGGGGUGAGGGGUCGCAGGAGUGACAUGGGAGUCAUGGUUCAGGGAGUCAGAGGUGACCUCAGCGAGGCCAUCAGCCAAAAGAUUAGAGGUGAGGUGGGGGUCAUUGGGCACUCAGGGGUGCAGGUGAGCAUGCAUGCUUCAUCCAAUCAGAACUCUAUGAAGAGCUGCAGCGUGCGACACGGAACCAAGAUCAACAUGGCGUCUGCAGCCGUGGAUAUGAUGGAGCUCGACUGGUCUGACAGUGACUAGAAGACACGUAGAGAAACACACACACAUACAGAAACCACAUAGAGGCCCAACUAGACAGAUUUUGUUUCGAUGUGUUUGCACGUACAGCGUCUGAGCUUCAGUACGUGCAUUAGGAUCUACAGCUGAACCAGAGCUGGUAUACACACAUUUCUUUUGUUAUUUUUUUUUAUUGAAUUGACGAACACUAUACCCAUGUGUACUGUGAAGUAUGAAGGAGCAUCAGAAUGACUUCACCUGUGUAAUUUAAUGUGCUAUUAAAACUGCUGCAUAACACACUGUAAGAGGUACAAGUGUUAGAGAAAUAACACACUUGAAUGGCGCUCUAAUGACGCAACAAUGUCUGAUAUUUUUUCCUGCUUGUAUCCUGUAGUUUAUAGAUUUGAUUCAUUCAAAACAAGCUUUGAGUCUAUCAGUUCUAACUGUGAUCUAGUGUGUGAAUUUUUGGCAUUUCAUUCUGUAUAUUUUAUCAUUUUUCAAUAAAAAGAAAAGAAACUGA
This is a messenger RNA of Notolabrus celidotus (New Zealand spotty), 2809 nucleotides long. RefSeq names its product tyrosine-protein kinase ABL2. The transcript is spliced from 11 exons. The record is from RefSeq and is a predicted model, not a curated record. Gene Ontology annotation, cellular component: cytoplasm. The coding region runs from base 307 to 2313 and encodes 668 amino acids. Gene Ontology annotation, biological process: protein phosphorylation. Lineage: Eukaryota; Metazoa; Chordata; Actinopteri; Labriformes; Labridae. Gene Ontology annotation, molecular function: ATP binding; protein kinase activity.